CGAAUGUAAAGUCAAGAUGGCGGAACAAGCAAACUGAACUGAAGUAUUUUUCGUAACGUUUUAGUCUUAAUUGAGCUUCGCGCUAGGCGUUGCUUCGUUAAAAUUUUGUUUUAAAAAGAUGUCUGUCACAUUACACACUGACUUAGGGGACUUAAAAAUCGAACUUUUCUGCGAGGAUACUCCUAAGGCGUCCGAGAACUUCCUUGCUCUUUGUGCAAGCAACUACUAUGACAACUGUCUUUUUCAUAGAAAUAUUAAAGGUUUUAUGGCACAAACUGGAGAUCCUACAGGAACUGGAAAAGGAGGAAAAAGCAUUUGGGGAAAGAAAUUUGCAGAUGAACUUAGCCCAGCACUUCGGCAUAAUGCAAGAGGAACAGUAUCAAUGGCAAACAGUGGACAAGACACAAAUGGAUCACAGUUCUUCAUCUGUUACGGCAAGCAGCCACACCUUGACAUGAAGUACACAGUAUUUGGAAAGGUGAUCGAUGGUUUAGAAACAUUAGAUGAUUUAGAGAAACUGCCAGUGAAUGAGAAAACAUAUCGACCACUUACUGAAGUGCGAAUAAAGAAUGUAACAAUCCAUGCAAACCCUAUAGCGGAUCAGAGUGGUUAACCUCAUCAAAUAACAAUGCAGGGUUUAGUUGAAUACAACUUGGGAGCACUUCUGCCUAAGGAGACCAGAAACAUUCUCAGAGAAGUUUCAAAAUCAGUCUGUGCUUCUCACUUGAAAAUGCAAGAGUCUGAACAGUAGUGUUUGAGGUUCAAAUAGUUUAUUUUGAAGCAAGUCUUUUAUCAUGUAACAUUUAUGGACACGGUAUACAAUGACUAUUGCCUUUCUUAAAAUGUUCAUCUCGCCAGCUAGAGAUGACUCACUCAAAUCAAUAAUGCUACAAUCUUGGCCUUGUGAUAACUUGCCUUAAAAAUAGUUCAGGCAGGUCUCUCUUGCAUUCCAUUUGGUGCUGUCUGCAUACAGUGGCCUUGUUGAACUGAAGAUGUUUUUUAGAAAACGUUUUAAAGAACAGAUGUACUGUACAUGAAAAUGGGAUCCAGCAUUUUCUCUCAUGAUAGCAUUCUCACUUCUCUAUUAUUUUGAUGUAAUAAAGAAGAAUUUGUCUUA
Messenger RNA from Orbicella faveolata, 1117 nucleotides. Its product is annotated as peptidyl-prolyl cis-trans isomerase-like 3. Gene Ontology annotation, biological process: protein peptidyl-prolyl isomerization; protein folding. The record is from RefSeq and is a predicted model, not a curated record. Lineage: Eukaryota; Metazoa; Cnidaria; Anthozoa; Scleractinia; Merulinidae. Gene Ontology annotation, molecular function: peptidyl-prolyl cis-trans isomerase activity. Gene Ontology annotation, cellular component: catalytic step 2 spliceosome.